This is a messenger RNA of Cannabis sativa, 981 nucleotides long. RefSeq lists its product as uncharacterized. The record is from RefSeq and is a predicted model, not a curated record. Bases 136 to 876 code for a protein of 246 amino acids. NCBI's taxonomy places the organism in Eukaryota, Viridiplantae, Streptophyta, Magnoliopsida, Rosales, Cannabaceae. Gene Ontology annotation, molecular function: nucleic acid binding; zinc ion binding. The transcript is spliced from 2 exons.
GAAAUCACACAUUGCUAUUGUGUAUACCACCUGUUAAGCAACCUAAAAGCAACCUUCAAGAAGAAUGCAAGCAAGCUGGAUAAACCAUUCUUCGCUGCAGCCAGAGCAUACACAGAGAGGAAAUUUGAAUACCAUAUGAGCGAGUUGGACAGCUUGGACAUCCGUGUAAGACCAUAUUUACAACAAGUUGGAUACCACAAAUGGUCAAGAUACCACUGCAAAAACAACAGGUAUUCAACUAUGACUUCAAACAUUGCUGAAUCUCUAAAUGCAGCAAACUUGGCAGCUAGAGAGCUACCAAUCACAACACUGAUGGAGUCAUUGAGAGCAUUGAUUCAACAAUGGACAUACACAAACAGGAAAAAAGCACAGAAAACAACAACAUUUUUAACACCUACAGCAGAAAAGAAAUUAGUCGACAACUUUGUGGAAUCAUUGACAGAAAAUGUAAAACCAAUAAACGAGACCAUGUUCGAAGUCAUUGAACUAACCAGAUCAUGGGUCAUCAACCUCAAGGAGAAAACAUGCAGUUGCAACAGAUUCCAACUUGAUGAGUUACCGUGUGCUCAUGCGCUUGCUGUUAUAAAAGAGAUGAACUUGAAUGUUUACAACUACUGUUCGGGUUAUUACACCACGCGAACAUGGCUUGAAACAUACAACGGCUCAACAUAUCCGGUACAUAAUCACACAACUUGGGAUGUGCCACAAAACAUAAAAGAUAUCAUUGUUCUGCCACCAAACCAAAAAAUAAGAUCUGGAAGACCAAGGAAACGAAGGUUUUUAUCUGAAUGGGAUACAAAAAAACAUAACAGGUGCGGCAAAUGUGGACAACACGGACACAAUCGAAAGACAUGCAACAAUCAAGCAAUAAAAUAGAUACAUAUGAAAUAUUUGAAUUGUUUAAUUUUGUGUGCAAAUUCAAACAGGUUGAUCUGUGAUGCUCUAAAUACAUGGGAUUUCAUUUUUAUGAAAUUUGAAACA